Labrus bergylta (ballan wrasse) is the source of this 1671-nucleotide messenger RNA. Its product is annotated as E3 ubiquitin/ISG15 ligase TRIM25-like. Gene Ontology annotation, molecular function: zinc ion binding; protein binding. NCBI's taxonomy places the organism in Eukaryota, Metazoa, Chordata, Actinopteri, Labriformes, Labridae. The record is from RefSeq and is a predicted model, not a curated record.
CAUUCACUGUGAAGCGAAAUGGCACUGCAGCUAGACCCGGAGAGCCUGGGCUGUUCGGUGUGUCUGGACCUGCUGAAGGAUCCUGUCACUCUCCCCUGUGGGCACACCUACUGCAUGAGCUGUGUGGGACGCCGCUGGGACAAGGAGGACCCACACCACAAGUACAGCUGCCCUCUGUGCAAACAGAUGUUCACACCAAGGCCUGCUGUGGUGACAAACGUCAUGUUGGCUGAUUUAGUGGAAGAGCUGAAGAAGAAGAAGAAACUUCAGGAAGCUCCAGCUGACUCGGUCAAACCGGGAGAGGUCGUCUGUGAUGUCUGCGUGGCGAGGGCGAGGAAAGCCUUCAAGUCAUGUCUGGUGUGUCGAGUUUCUUACUGUGAGCUCCACCUCCAGCCUCACUUUCAAUCCCCUGCUUUUGAAAAACACAAACUGGUUGAACCCUCCAGAAACCUGCAGGAGAGGUUCUGCUCUCGUCAUGAUGAGGUGAUGAAGAUCUUCUGCUGCACCGAUCAGCAGGUGAUUUGUUUUUUCUGCUCUUUGGACGAACACAAAGACCACAACACGGUCUCAGCUGCAGCACAUCGGAAAGACAAGUCCAAGGAGCUCGAGCUGAACCUUCAAAAUAUCCGACAAAGAAUCCAGGGCAGAGAGAAAGAUGUGAAGCUGCUCCAACAGGAAGAAGAGGCCAUCAGUCACUCUGCAGAUCGAGCAGUGAGGGACAGUGAGGAGAGUUUCUCUGGGUUUGUCCGUCUCAUUGAGAGAAGAAUAUCUGAGGUGAAAGAGCGAAUCAGAUCUCAGCAGGAAGAGGAAAUCAGUCGAGUCAAAGAGCUGGAGGAGAAGUUGCAGUUAGAGCUCUCUGAACUGAAGCUGAAGGACGCUGAGCUCCAGCAGCUCUUAGACUCUGAUGACCACAUCCAACUUCUUCUUGAUUCCUCUUCGCUGUCGCUCGUCACUGAAUCUACAUCGGUGCUCAGCGUGUGUGUUAAACCUCUACGACACUUUGAAGAUCUGACAGCAGCUGUUUCAAACACCCGGGAUAAACUACAGAACGUUCUCCAUGAGGAGUGGCCGACCGUCUUACGGAAAGUGAUUGAGGUGGAUGUUUUACUGCCGCGACCAGAACCCAGAAGCAGAGAGGGGUUCUUCCAGUACUCCCGUCAGAUCACUCUGGAUCCAAACACAGUCAACACAUGGCUGCAGUUAUCUGACGGGAACCGAAGAGCAACAGUAACGAAAGGAAAGCAGACAUAUUCCAGUCACCCAGAGAGAUUCACAGACUGGCUGCAGGUCCUCAGCAGAGAGGGUCUGACUGGGCGUUGUUACUGGGAGGUGGAGAGGAGCAGUGGAGUGUCGGUGGCUGUAGCAUAUAAGGACAGCAGCAGAUCAGGACAGGACAGUGGGUUUGGAAACAACGACAGGUCUUGGUCUCUGGGAUGCUUUGACUUAUCUUUUCAUUUCAGACAUAAAAAUGUGAAAACGUUACUCUCAGGUCCGGCGUCCUGCAGGAUAGGGGUGUACUUGGAUCACACGGCAGGAACCUUGUCUUUUUACAGCGUCUCUGACACCAUGACCCUGCUUCACAGAGUCCAGACCACGUUCACUCAGCCACUCCAUGCUGGACUUUCAGUCUACUGGGUCGGAGACACUGCUGAGCUGUGUGAGCUGAAGUAG